This is a messenger RNA of Fonticula alba, 225 nucleotides long. RefSeq lists its product as hypothetical. Lineage: Eukaryota; Rotosphaerida; Fonticulaceae. The record is from RefSeq and is a predicted model, not a curated record. The transcript has a single exon. The coding region runs from base 1 to 225 and encodes 74 amino acids.
AUGAACCGCUCGAGCGAGGCCGAUGUCGGGCCGCUGGCAUUGGAUGGCUCGGCCGAUGAUGAGCAGAUCCGCCUGCGCGAGAUCGCCGAGCACCAGGCCCUCAUCGCCCGGGUCAAGGCCUUGCGCGCGGAGAAGGAGCUCCGGGACAAGGCCCAGGAGGCCGCGCGCGCGCGUGUCCACGCCGCCGCCGCCGCCGCCCAGGAGGCCGCCGAGGCCACCGCCUGA